AUGGAGAGAUUGGCUCUGGGCUUGUACCUGGACUCCUUUGGGGAAAAGGUUAGGUACUGGCUAAUAGGGCGUAUCUGCUGUUGUGUGUCUUUGCAGGAUGAAAAGUCCACUUUCUUCCAGUUCGGCGCGGCCCUGCAGCAGGAAGCUCUGCUCAUGCUCGCUAUCAUGGAGGAGUAUGACUGGCAUGUCUUUUCCAUUGUUACUUCUAAGUUCCCGGGGUAUCAGCAAUUUAUCAGCACGCUAAGGGUAACAGUGGACCACAGCUUUGUGCGCUGGGACCUGCAGAGUGUGGUGACACUCGAUGCUAUAGAUGGCGACCCAAACUCAAAAUCACACAUUGCCCUCAAAAGGAUCCAGAGCCCUGUUAUCCUUCUGUAUUGCUCUAAGGAUGAGGCUAUGUAUAUCCUGGAUGAAGCUCGGUCCUUGGGUCUGAUAGGAGCUGGCUACAUCUGGAUCGUGUCCAGUCUGACCACUGGAAACCCAGACUUUACUCCUGAGGUAGUGUUUCCCAUGGGUAUGAUCUCUGUGUCCUUUGAUGACUGGGAGUACCCGCUAGAGACACGCGUGCAGGACGGGGUGGGCAUAAUUUCUUCUGGAGCCACCUCCAUGCUGCGGGAGAAGGGAGAGCUGCCAGAGGCCCAGAGCAGCUGCUACAGCACACCAUCAGAUAGGAGCCCUGGGAAGCUCCCACCUAGUGCCCUGCGCAGGCACAUGAUGCAUGUGUGGAAUGAUGGGCGAGAUCUAUCCUUUACCCCAGAUGGCUACCAGGCUAACCCGAAAUUGGUUGUCAUUGUUCUUAACAGUGAAAGGAAAUGGGAAAAGAUGGGCCGCUGGGAGAAUGGGACAUUGUCACUGAUGUUCCCAGUGUGGCCGAGGUACAACGCCUAUGGGGAUGAGGAUGCUGAUGAAAAUCACCUCUCCAUCGUAACUCUGGAGGAGAAGCCUUUUGUUAUCGUUGACAACGUGGACAUCCUCACCGGCACCUGUAUGAGAAACUCUGUACCCUGCCGUAAACACGUCAAACUCAACAGCACGGCGGGAGGGGCCUACAUCAAGCAGUGCUGCAAAGGUUUCUGCAUCGACAUUCUGAAGAAGAUAGCCAGGAACGUCAAGUUCACCUAUGACCUCUACCUGGUCACCAACGGAAAACACGGCAAGAAGAUCAACAAUAUGUGGAACGGCAUGGUUGGAGAGGUGGUGUAUAAGAAGGCUGUGAUGGCCGUCGGGUCACUGACCAUCAAUGAAGAGAGGUCAGAGGUCAUCGACUUCUCCGUGCCCUUUGUGGAGACCGGUAUAAGUGUCAUGGUGUCACGUAGCAAUGGAACUGUCUCUCCCUCCGCCUUCCUCGAGCCCUUCAGUGCGUCGGUUUGGGUGAUGAUGUUCGUGAUGCUGCUCAUUGUCACAGCCAUUGCAGUCUUUCUCUUUGAGUUUAUCAGUCCACUGGGCUUCAACCGCAACUUGGCUCAAGGCAAAGACCCUCAUGGUCCAUCAUUCACCAUUGGUAAGGCGAUAUGGCUGCUGUGGGGUCUGGUGUUCAACAACUCUGUGCCUGUCCAGAACCCAAAAGGCACCACCAGUAAAUUCAUCGUGUCUGUGUGGGCCUUCUUUGCUGUGAUCUUCCUGGCCUCCUACACUGCCAAUCUGGCCGCUUUCAUGAUCCAGGAAGAGUUUGUGGACCAAGUCACUGGACUGUCUGACAAGAAGUUCCAGAGCCCGUACUCCUAUUCCCCUCCAUUUCGUUUUGGGACAGUUCCCAACGGGAGCACGGAGCGCAACAUCAGGAAGAACUAUCCAGAUAUGCAUCAGUACAUGACUAAAUACCACCAGACUGGUGUCCAGGACGCACUGGUCAGCCUCAAGACAGGAAAGCUUGAUGCCUUCAUCUAUGAUGCUGCCGUCUUGAACUACAUGGCGGGCAGAGACGAUGGCUGUAAACUGGUGACCAUCGGCAGUGGCUAUAUCUUUGCCACCACUGGUUAUGGAAUUGCCCUGCAGAAAGGAUCCUACUGGAAACGCUUAGUUGAUCUGGCCAUACUGAGCAUCAUUGGAGAUGGUGAGAUGGAGGAGUUGGAGGCACAGUGGCUGACUGGAAUCUGCCACAAUGAAAAGAAUGAGGUGAUGUCAAGCCAGCUGGAUGUGGACAACAUGGCAGGGGUCUUCUACAUGCUGGCAACAGCCAUGGGACUCUCUAUUCUUACUUUCAUCUCUGAGCACCUUUUCUACUGGAGGCUGAGGUACUGCUUCACUGGCGUCUGCACUGGAAGGCCUGGCCUGCUCUUCACUAUAAGCAGGGGUAUUUGGAGCUGCAUCCAUGGAGUUCACAUAGAUAUGAAGAAGAAGACUCCUGAGCUGGGUUUCAGUCCUCAAGCCAACAUGUUGCACUUGCUCAAAUCCGCCAAAUCCAUUGCUCUGUCUUCUCCCAAACGAAAUACUGUCCUCUUGCAGCCUAGCAUCCUAGACAUGAUGUCAGGGAAAGGUAAUUCACUCCAUAGUCUGCCUCAGAAGGGUCCAGGUCUCUAUAGCAACGCUGCUGGUCCACAGGGUUUCUUGUCAUUGUCAGGGCGACACAAAAACCUCCUCAACAACGCAGCACCAUUUCCGGGACAACAGAAAGUCCCUUCACUCCAGACCAGCCCGAGCAAGCCCCAGCUAUCCAUCACUAACGACAACGGCAACGGUCGCCCUCCCGGGCCGGCCUGUGCUGCGUCCAAGCCCCGAGCCCUGUGGAAGAAAAGUGUGGAGACGCUGAAGACGCAGCCAGCCGUCAUAUCGCCAGGCCAAAGCCCCACCCCGACAUUGGCGAGCGCUCCUCCACCGAUGAAGAGUCAGCGCUACUUGCCCGAAGAGCCGCAACCCUCUGACAUGUCAGAGGCUUCCAGUCGGCCGCCAUCGCACAAAGAUUCCGACUCCAUGGCAGCGAGGGGUGGAUUUAAGCCGAUCAAUCAGCUCCGAAAGAGAGGCGGAGGCGGAGGUGGAGGAUCCAAGAUCUACUCCAUUGACUCUGACCAGGCCAGCCUUCAGUCUGCUCCUCUGUACCAGAGAGACAGCCAGGGGGGAGGUGACGACCACCCUUACCCCCCUGACCAAUUUCCCCUCGACAGCACGUACUCACACACUCAUUCCCACCAGCCAGACACGCCCAUUUUGCAGCUGAGCGCCACCCUCCUCCACCACAGUCACAGCGCCGAGGCGGACCUCCACUCCCUGAAAGACAAGAAAUACAGCACCUACACACACAGCAGCGUGAAAGAAAAGUCCGGGGGUUCGUUUGACGCUCCGGGUGCGGGCUCGGGAACACAAAGUGCCCGGCCCGGCCACUGCCGCACCUGCCUGACCAAACUCAGUGGUUACUCUGGCCUCUACACUGUUCGCUCCCCACAGGCUCGCUGCGAUGCCUGCGCCCAUCUGGGGAACCUCUACGACAUCAGCGAAGACCACCUGCACUCGCACUACUCCCACGCGCACGCUCACCCGCACGGCGGGGACAUGUUUACGCACUACCUUCCCCAGAGCGAGCUGGGCCUGGUGGGUGAAGGGGACGGGCUGGUCAGCCACUUCGAGCCCACGCCCUCCUCGCCGUCUCCCCUGCCCACCUCCUCAUCUGCCCAACACCUCCAGCUGAGUCGUCAGCCCUCCUACGAGAACAUGCUCCCUGACGGCAUUCCGGAGCGACAGUCGCUGCCUCACUCCCACCUGCGGGGACUAAGCCUGCCUGACAGAGAUCGGGAGAGGGAGCUGACCCUGGACGAGGGCGCCUAUGCCAACGUUCUCACGAUGCGCUCGGAUCGUCCCUUCAGCAGCCGCAGCCCCCCGUCGCCGUCUCCCUCGCACCACCACAGUUUGGACGCCCCCAUGCCUCUGCCACGGCGCUCGAAGAGUCUCCUGCCCGACCGUCCCUCUCACAACCCUUUCCUCCAGUCGGCCCCGGGCCCGGCACAACGAGAUCCCGCCUCCCAGGCUGCCGCGCGCCUGCCGCAGAGAAGUUCCGCCCACGAGCUCUAUAAGCAGCGGAUGCCGCUGACGCUCACCCUGGGUAACCAUGGCAGCCAUCACAUCAACCAGCAUGGCAGCCAUGUCGACCAACAGGUGUUCUACCCUCAGCAGGAGUCUCCUGUGGUGGCCUACAUGGUCCCACCCGCUGCCUCUCAGCCAAUGAGCUAUGUGACAGCGCCGCGAGCCUCGAGCGCGGGCGGCAACCGUCCCCGGCUGUACCGCCGCAUGCCCAGCAUCGAGUCCGACGUCUGA
Menidia menidia (Atlantic silverside) is the source of this 4245-nucleotide messenger RNA. NCBI's taxonomy places the organism in Eukaryota, Metazoa, Chordata, Actinopteri, Atheriniformes, Atherinopsidae. The record is from the annotation of a GenBank genome assembly.